Staurois parvus is the source of this 3579-nucleotide messenger RNA. The record is from the annotation of a GenBank genome assembly. NCBI's taxonomy places the organism in Eukaryota, Metazoa, Chordata, Amphibia, Anura, Ranidae.
AUGGGCAACCAGUUAGCAGGAAUUGCCCCAUCUCAGAUCUUGUCUGUGGAUAGCUAUUUUUCAGAUAUCCAUGAUUUUGAGUAUGACAAGAGCCUGGGAAGUACACGGUUCUUUAAGGUUGCUCGGGCCAAGCACCGUGAGGGUUUGGUCGUGGUCAAAGUAUUUGCUAUCCAAGACCCAUCUCUUCCACUCACCAAUUAUAAGCAGGAACUUGAGGAGUUAAAAAUUCGUCUUUGUUCGUCCCAGAACUGCCUUCCUUUUCAGAAGUUUACCCUGAAUGAGAAAGCUGCUCUACUUUUUAGACAAUAUGUUAGAGACAACCUGUAUGACCGUAUAAGCACCCGGCCUUUUCUAAACAACAUUGAGAAGCGAUGGAUUGCAUUCCAGAUCCUAACGGCUGUGGACCAGGCACACAAAUCUGGUGUGUGUCAUGGAGAUAUCAAGACAGAAAAUGUAAUGGUUACCAGUUGGAACUGGGUGCUUCUCACAGACUUUGCAAGUUUCAAGCCAACGUAUCUUCCAGAAGAUAACCCUGCAGAUUUCAAUUACUUCUUUGAUACUUCCCGUAGAAGAACUUGUUAUAUAGCCCCAGAGAGGUUUGUGGAUGGAAGUACUUUUUCCACAGAGGACCUUCUACACCUCUGGUUGACCUGACAAACAACAACCAACGAACUCGGGGAGACCUUAAGCGAGCUAUGGAUAUCUUCUCUGCAGGGUGUGUGAUAGCAGAACUGUUCACAGAAGGAGUACCCUUAUUUGAUUUGUCACAGCUUUUAGCUUACAAAAAAGGACAGUUUUCACCAGAUCAAGUGUUGAGCAAGAUUGAAGAUGGCUCUAUCAGACAUCUGGUCACACAGAUGAUCCGCCGUGAGCCUGAAAAGCGAUUGGCAGCAGAAGAUUACCUCAAACAACAAAAGGGCAAUGCAUUCCCUGAGAUAUUCUACUCCUUUCUGCAGCCAUACAUGGCCCAGUUUGCGAAAGAAACCUUUAACUCUGCUGAUGAACGCAUCCUGGUUAUCCGUAAGGAUUUGGAUAAUAUCGUCCAUAACUUGUGUGGAGAUGACCAGAGUGAAAAAGCAGAGGGGGAGACCAAAGAAAAUGGCCUCCUUAUCUUGGUCUCAGUAAUUACCUCCUGUUUGCAGACACUAAAGUACUGUGACUCUAAACUGGCUGCCCUAGAACUUAUUCUCCACCUUGCUCCACGUUUAAGUGUUGAGAUUCUACUGGAUCGCAUUACUCCAUAUCUGCUUCACUUUAGUAAUGACUCUGUUCCCAGGGUAAAAGCCGAGGCUGUGAGGACACUGACCAAAGUAUUAGCCUUGGUAAAGGAGGUGCCUAGGAAUGAUAUCAAUAUUUACCCAGAGUACAUCUUACCUGGCAUAGCCCAUCUUGCUCAGGAUGAAGCCACUAUUGUAAGACUAGCAUAUGCAGAGAACAUAGCUUUACUAGCAGAAACUGCCCUAAGGUUUUUGGAGUUGGUGCAGCUGAAGAACCUAAACAUGGAGAAUGAUCCCAGCAGUGAGGAGCUGGAUGAGACGUCCCACCCCAAUGAGAGCUAUGACACAGAAUUGCAGGCUUUACAUGAGAUGGUCCAGCAAAAGGUGGUGACGUUGCUCAGUGACCCAGAGAACAUAGUAAAACAGACAUUAAUGGAAAAUGGAAUCACCAGGCUUUGUGUGUUUUUUGGGCGACAAAAAGCCAAUGAUGUUCUUCUCUCUCAUAUGAUCACUUUUCUCAAUGAUAAAAAUGACUGGCACCUUAGAGGAGCAUUUUUUGACAGCAUUGUAGGUGUUGCAGCUUAUGUAGGGUGGCAGAGUUCUUCCAUCCUAAAGCCACUUCUCCAGCAAGGGCUGAGCGAUGUGGAAGAGUUUGUGAUAUUUAAGGCCCUCAAUGCUCUCACAUGUAUGUGCCAACUGGGCCUCCUUCAGAAACCCCACAUCUAUGAAUUCUCUUGUGACAUUGCUCCUUUUUUGUGCCAUCCAAACUUGUGGAUACGUUAUGGAGCUGUGGGGUUUAUUACUACAGUAGCUCAACAGUUAAAUAUUGCUGAUGUUUAUUGUAAGUUGAUGCCCUACCUUCAUCCUUUCAUUACUCAACCUAUAAUUCAGAUAGACAAAGAAAUUGUUCUUGAGUGUGCUGAAAGAGCCUGUAAGCCGCUCAAUUUUUGACUAUGCCCUGCGAUCAAAGGACAUUGCAAGCCUCUUUAGACAUCUUCAGAUGCGUCAGAAAAAGAGGAACGGCACUCUUCCAGAGUGUCCUCCUCCUGAAGAUCCAGCUAUUGCUCAGCUCCUGAAGAAGCUUUUGUCACAGGGGAUGACAGAAGAAGAGGAAGAUAAACUUUUAGCUUUGAAAGAUUUUAUGUUAAAAUCAAAUAAAGCCAAGGCGAACGUGGCUGAUCAGAGCCACUUGCAUGAGAAUGCUGUAAAAGGGGUGAUUGAUUUACAACUUCUGGGCAUCAGUGGAAGACAUGCUGACCUUGGGAAAACCAAGUUAGACACUGAAGAUAAACGCACAGCUCGAAAGCAUGUGAAGCCAGAUUCUAAUGUGAAUGAAGAAUGGAAGAGCAUGUUUGGUGCCAUGGAGCCAGCAAACAUGAGUCAGGCUGCAACACGACCUCUGCCUCCAGCUGACCAGGAAACCCAAAAACCUCUUCGCUCAGAAUCUUCUGCAGCGAUUAAUGCUCCAUUGUCUUCCUCUCCGCAGUCGUCAGAAGGAACAGGAAUCCAGUCGAGACGUCCCACCUUGCAGAUCUACACAAGCACAUCUCAACCAUCAGCUUUUCAAAUCAGGAUGACAACUUGUAAAAUUGAACUUCAACAGCUGGUCCAGCAGAAGCGGGAGCAGAGCAAUGCUGAGAGAUUAGCCAAGUAUAUGAUGGAGAGUGCUGAGUGGGAGAGUAAACCACCACCAACAGGGUGGCAUCCUAAAGGCUUGUUGGUGGCACACUUACAUGAACACAAGGGCCCAGUAAACAGAAUUCGGGUCUCUGAUGAACAUUCCAUUUUUGCCACUUGCUCAAACGAUGGAACAGUGAAAAUCUGGAACAGUCAGAAGAUGGAGGGAAAAACCACAACCACAAGGUCAAUAUUGACUUAUUCUCGCAUCGGUGGGCAUGUUAAGACACUGACAUUUUGCCAGGGAUCGCAUUACUUAGCUGUGGCAUCUGAUAAUGGCAACGUUCAACUUCUUGGGAUUGAAACCUCAAAACCACCAAAGUCUCCAAAAAUUCAUCCACUGCAGAGCAGGUCAUUGGAUCUACAAGAGGAUGGCUGUGUGGUGGAUAUGCAUCAGUUCAAUUCAGGCUCACAGUCUGUGCUUGCCUAUGCCACAGUUAAUGGGUCAUUGGUAGGCUGGGAUCUGAGAUCUAACACUAAUGCUUGGACAUUGAAACAUGACCUGCGCUUAGGACUCAUAACUUCAUUUGCAGUAGAUAUCCAUCAGUGCUGGCUGUGCAUUGGUAAAACUACUUUUCUUUUGUUUCUAUUUCAAAUUGGUAUAAAGCCUAAAUACUAUCAGUAUACUUUUUGGAUAGCUGAGGGAAGAGUUACAAUUUGUUUAGGCUUUUCCUUCUAUCUGUGA